This is a messenger RNA of Salvelinus namaycush (lake trout), 1095 nucleotides long. It is a transcript of the gene spata17, whose product is annotated as spermatogenesis associated 17. Gene Ontology annotation, biological process: spindle organization; establishment of meiotic spindle localization; mitotic cell cycle. Bases 1 to 1095 code for a protein of 364 amino acids. The record is from RefSeq and is a predicted model, not a curated record. Gene Ontology annotation, molecular function: protein binding. The transcript is spliced from 10 exons. NCBI's taxonomy places the organism in Eukaryota, Metazoa, Chordata, Actinopteri, Salmoniformes, Salmonidae. Gene Ontology annotation, cellular component: spindle pole.
AUGGCUAGGUUGGUCAGGUUGCAGAAUGAGAUUGAACGAAUUAAAGAAGAAUAUUUCACCAGAAACAGGAUAGCCGAGGAGAACAGACAGAGAGAGAACGAAGCAGCCAUCCAAAUACAGAGUUGUUUCAGGGGAUGUCAGGUGCGGGCCUACCUCAGUCACCUACACAGGAAGGCCACCAUUAUUCAGAAGAUAUGGCGAGGAUUCACAGCAAGGGCACAUUUCAGACAAAUGGUGAAGGCCGCAUAUUUUAUCAUGAAGAUGAAUUUCUACCACGAGAUGUCCGUCAGGAUACAGCAGAGGUGGAGAGGUUACUGCGUGAGGAAAUACAGCCAUAACUACUACGCACGCAAGAGAUACAUGGAGGGACUGGCCCGCAAAAACAAACAGAUCAGGAGGGAUCUGGAGGAGUUAUCAGAGUUCCAGACGAGAGAGAGGGAGCGUCUGGCCAUGGAGAGAGAAGAGGAGGAGAAGACUGUCCAGGCUCAGAGGAUGCACUUCCUACUCAGCACAAAGCAGUGCCCUGGAGUAUUCAACUCUCCAUUCAGACCUGGGCCAGAUGAGAUGGAGCUGAGGCUCCGGAGGACCAAGCCCCUGCCACCCAGAAACUUUCCCAGGGACAGAGCCUCUCUCCUGGGUAACACCAGCCCCUCAGCCCCCUCCUUUCCGGGAGUCCCUAGAGCCUUUGGAGCCAAGCCCCUGCCUCCCAUUCCCAGCAAGAAACCACAGGGUCCGUUCCGUGAGCCAGCGGAGGUGUGGGCUCAGAGACAGCGUGGUCUCGAGCCGUCUCUGAGAGUCCAGACCUCCAUCUCUGACCUGGAGCAGGCCCAGGACCAGCUACGCUCUGAAGAAUGGAGGAGCCGCACCAUGGAGACCAUGUUCCAGCCGUUCUCUAAGGCCCAUCAGAACAGGAGUUAUGAGAGGAUGCUCCACACCACCUCUUCCUUCCAGCCUGUCCCCUACGGGACCAAAUACUUCAGAGAGGAACACCAGGAGGACCUGCAGGGGAAACAGCCAUUCAAGACAGUCUUCACCACUUGUCAUGUGUUUGAUAAAUUUGGACGCCUCUACUCCAACGCUGGGAAGAUUGUAUGA